Molecule: messenger RNA, 1855 nt
Organism: Umbelopsis ramanniana AG
Lineage: Eukaryota; Fungi; Mucoromycota; Umbelopsidomycetes; Umbelopsidales; Umbelopsidaceae
Exons: 6
Coding region: 48-1820 (590 amino acids)
Biological process (GO): peptidyl-lysine monomethylation
Cellular component (GO): nucleus
Molecular function (GO): protein binding; protein-lysine N-methyltransferase activity
Source: RefSeq, a predicted model, not a curated record
UUCGUCGUCUAGCAUUACACUCAACUCGAAACCAAUCGCAAUCGCUCAUGUCUAUGGCAGAUCCACAGCUACCAAUAGCCAAUCGUGACGUAACGCAGCAACAUUUGAAUGAAUUUCUCGCAUGGCUGAAAGAAAACGGUGCCAUUUUGGAAGGACUAUCGUUUGGUGCCGACAAGAGCGGUAUGAAUGGUGUGAUAUUGACCAAGGACUUUGAAAACGAUCAGACCUACGCUACUAUACCAUUUAAGCUUAUGAUUACGGAGCCUCUUGUCCGCCAGCGGUAUCCGCAACUGAACGGCCUGUCGUCUAGGGCAGUUAUGAGCUUGUUUUUGUCAAACGAAUGGCAAAAGGGUGCAGAAUCGUUUUGGAUGCCAUAUCUAUCUGCUAUUCCUAAUCGUAUUAUGACUUCCAUGAUGUUUGACGAGCAAGAUCUCCAGAUCUUGCAAGGAACCAAUCUUCAGCUUGGAACCAUUAGUCGACGAAAUUUCUUGUAUUCCGAAUACGAAAAGAUUGUUGAAAUCCUGCCAGAGCCAGAGAGGAAAGGGUUUACUUGGGAGGUUUGUUUGUGGGGAUACACGGCUAUAUCGUCCCGAGCAUUUCCGUAUAGAUUAAUUGAUGGCAAGGCUGAAGGAGAGAUGAUGGUUCCACUAGCUGAUUCGUUUAAUCAUGAUCCUAAUGUCAAGGUCACUUGGAGUGGCAAAGGCACACCAGAGUCCGGUGCACUCGAUCUUAUCACCCGAGAGCCACUAAAGUCCGGAAAUCAAUUGUUCACCACAUAUGGACCUAAAUCUAAUGAAGAGCUCCUCCUAGGAUAUGGUUUCUGUAUUAAAGAUAAUCCAUAUGACUAUGUGGUGCUGAAACCCAACUUUAGUCAAGACCCUGAUGCGGAUAUCAAACAGCAAAUUCUCCAGGACUGUAAUUUAUUAUCUCAGACCGACAAAGACAGAGAGCUUGUUUAUUUCGUCACAAAGGACAACAUCCCGGAAGAUCUUUUGGCUGUAUUUCGGGUACUUGUCAUGAACAGUACUGAAACAGAGAACUACAUGUCCGCCGAUCGACGAGAGCUUUUGGAUUUUGUUGGUUAUCGAAACGAAUUCGCUAUGCUCAAUACCUUGGCUACGCUACUGAAUUACAAAAUGCAGAGUUUGCUUGGAACUGAACCCAAUCUACCGGAACCCCAACCUUGGCAGCAGGAUGCUUUAGAAUAUAGAGCAGGUCAAGUGAGAGUCACAACUGCAGCCAAAGCAUCCGUAGCACACACCCAAAAGCAGCUGAUGGUACGCAUGCAGUCAAACUUUAGACGAGGUCAAAUUGCCAAAAUCUGGCCAUUCUUAGGUAUCCUCAACCCAGACGAUAGCGAAAUACUUUCCAAAAGCUAUAAGGAUCAAGUAGAGACCGCGGAAAAGCUCGAGAACAAUGUUUUAUUGACCGUGGAAGAGGCUUUCCGGUUGGACGAAGAUUUCGCCACUGCCUUGCAGGAAGGAUACCCACGCGAAUCAAUAGACCCAUCAGAUGAAGAGGCUCCGGAUUUUGAAGGUAUUUAUAUGAUGCUUGUGCUGAUCCGCGAACGGUCCAAGGCGCAAAGCAAAUGGAGAAGAUUUUUGAACCAAAUCCCCUCGGAGAUAGCUGAAGACGAUCAACAAGAUGAAUACAUACUUAACAUACAUACUAGUAUUAUACAGCAAACGCUAAUGCCUUCGUACCCUGCCAUCUUCGACCCUAGUGUUUUCACGUAUCAGGCUCUACUAUGGGCGGAUCUUGUAUGUCAGGUGCAUUCAGUCCACACUGAAAAUGACACUGUUACCAUUGUUCCAAUGUAAAAAUAAAAUAAAAUAGACAUAUAAUUGAGAUCAGA